AACGGUCCCGCUGGUGGUACUGCCCCCCCCUACCCCCCCCCAUUCCCGGCUGGCGGCUGCGGGAGCAGCGGGAAGAGGAGGAGGAGGAGGAGGUGGAGAGGGAGAGCUGCUCUACCGGCACAGGGGCCGCCGCCGCCCGAGCAGCCGCAGAGUCCCCGGUCUUCCACCAUGAAUCCUGUUUACAGCCCCGUCCAACCUGGGGCUCCCUACGGAAACCCGAAGAACAUGGCCUAUACAGGUUACCCCACAGGCUAUCCCACCGCUGCCCCAGCCUACAAUCCCAACAUGUAUCCAACCAGCAGCCCCGGCUACGCCCCAGCCACACUCCUGAUGAAGCAGGCCUGGCCCCAGACCUCCUCGUCCUGUGCCACUGAGGGCACCUUCCACCUCCCGGUGGACACCGGCACCGAGAACAGAACCUACCAGGCUUCUUCUGCAGCAUUCAGUAAAGGAACCUUUCCUCCUGGGGUUUUUCUUGGGUACACCGCGGGCACCCCCUACAAGGUGCCACCGACCCAGAGUAACAACGCCCCUCCGCCCUACUCGCCGUCCCCGAACCCGUACCAGACCGCGAUGUACCCCAUCAGAAGUGCCUACCCACAGCAGAACCUGUACACCCAGGGAGCUUAUUACACCCAGCCCGUGUACACGGCCCAGCCUCACGUCAUCCACCACACCACGGUGGUGCAGCCCAACAGCAUCCCCUCGGCCAUUUACCCGGCCCCGGUGGCCGCGCCCCGCACCAACGGCGUGGCCAUGGGCAUGGUCGCUGGCACCACCAUGGCAAUGUCAGCAGGAACCUUGUUGACCACCCCCCAGCACACCGCCAUCGGAGCACAUCCAGUGUCCGUGCCAACGUACAGGGCUCAAGGAACCCCCACCUACAGCUACGUACCUCCACACUGGUAAACCACUGGCCAAUCCAUAUCCGGAGUCAAACAUUGUAUGCAACUACACAAGUCUUACAUCGGCGCUGUGGCUGUCGGGCUGCAGCGCCUCGUCUGUUUGCAAGAACAAAAGAAAAAAAAAAAGAAAAAAAAAAGUGCAAGGGUCACUUUAUGCAUUCUUUAGUGGUUUUUGUAAAAGCUGCUUUUUCUAAUCUUCUGCCUCUUUUUUUCCCCCUUCCUCCCCCUUCCUCCUCCUCCCACAUGAAUUGUGUAACACACAUACUGACACUGAGCAAUAGUUGAGUUCUCUCUUCGGUCCUAUCAUUCGAAAAGCUCAGAAUCUUCACUUUUCCAGCAUUGCCCAGCUGAGUGGUGCAAAGAUCCCCCCACUUCUUGUUCGUUUGGGUUCUUUUUGUUAUUUUUCUGUUGUCGUUGUUGUUGACAAGAGCCUAGAUUUUUUUUGGCUAGUAAGAGUGGUUGAUGUUCAGGGUACUAUGUGAAAAGCACAGCGCUGGUAGGCAGGCUUAUUCCGAUUUGGUUUGGGUAUUUUUAGUUGAAAAAUAUAAAUUAUUCAAUCUUCCAUAACAUAUUACAAGAAAAAUUGGUGUCUUCCAGAUAGCUGUCGUGAUAGAUUAUAAAUGCAUUAUCUGCAGUGGAAUUCUGAACUCAUCCCUUCUUUUUGUAGGAGUAAGAGAAUAUAAAUAUAAUUAGCGACGUAACACACUUGUCUUAGGAAGCACGAGGACUGGUCACCGGCGGGUCUUUGGUCUGCUUUUUCCAACUGGGCAAAUGGAUCUCGGUGGGUGUUGGGAAGGGGGCAGCUGGGGAUGGGAAGGCUGGGAAGUGCCCUGGGAGCGUCUCGGGACAACGGGCGCUCCCCCUCAGCCACRGCCGGGGCAGUGUGGGGGCCAAGGCGGCUUCUGCCUUGUGUGGCUGCUGCUUGCGGGCAGAGAUUGCUGGGCAGCUGCUGAGGGAAGCAGGGACAUGUCCAGAGGGUGGGCUGCAGAGCUCCUCCAGCUUCAGGGUUUGGGCUGCAGAGCUCCUCCAGCUUCGGGAUUUGGGCUACAAGCUCCUCUGGGUUCAGGGUUUGGGCUGAAGAGCUCCUCCAGGUUCAGGAUUUGAUCUGCAGAGCUCCUUCAAGUUAGGGAUUUGGUCUGAGGAACUCCUCCAGGUUUGGGGUUUGGUUUGAAGAGCUCCUCCAGCUUCAGCAUUUGGUCUGAAGAGCUCCUCCAACUUCAGGGUUUUAUCCGCAGAGCUCCUCCAGGUUCWGGGUUUGGUUUGAAGAACUUCUCCAGAUUCAGGGUUUGGUCUGAAGAACUUCUCCAGAGUAUGGUGGUGGAAAACAGGGUGGUCUGGUUGAUGGAGAUGAGUCUUCAAGCAGGGUGAGGGGAAGAUGGGUGGCUGCACCUUGCCUCCGUGGUGUUGGCAGGGCUGAGACCAAACCGCGCUGCCUCCGAGACAGUCGAGGCGUCCCCCUCCCGUUUUUGGGUUGCAGCUGCAAGGCUUCCAGCAGAAAUGUUCAUCCAAGCACAAAUACCAGCACCACGGGAGAGGCUGGGGAGGGGGACAAUGUCCGGCUGCCCUGCCUGGGGAAGGGGAGAGGAGGACGCAAUAGCAAUAAACACAUCGCCUUCUUCAUGGGAAGGCGCCUGAGAAGAGGUGACAGCAGGGAAGGUGACCCACAGGUGACAAAGAGCAGGAUGGAGGACACCGGGCACACAGAGGCUGUGGGCACCAGGGUCAUUGUGGGGGUUUGGCUUACCCAGGGACACGGGGACAGGGAGCCGGUGUCAUCCCUCCUGGGGGUGUCCAAGUAGAGCAAUAAGUUGUCUUGACGGCAGCAGAGGGAGUUUGGAUUUGCAGACAAUGCUUGUGGCCAGUUUGUUUUUAAAUCCUUGUCACUAAACCUGGCAUAGAAACAAGGUUUUCUGGAUUUUAUUGAGUUUUUUUUAAGACGAAAGCUUGGUUGGGUUUUGAUUUUUGCCUCAAGUGUGCCAAAAAUGUUCCGUGCUCUSGGUGGUGUCUCCCAGCUUGGCUUCUGCUGCCACUGGGAGGCUCCCGGAGCUCCUUCCCUUGAGCAGGGGCCAGAUGGGGAGGAACAAUCCUGGGGAUGCCAGGAGGACUCUCUGUCCCCCUGGUCAGUCCCUGGUGGUUUGUCAUGGCAGGUGUUGGCAUUGGCACUUCUGUUUGGGGGUCAUUUGGUUGGUUCUGACACCUUUAAAGGAAAUGUAGAGCAAGGCUCUGGUUCACCUCUUCAAGCUCAAGGGGAACAAAUCGGGGCAAGACUGGGCGCCAGGGCUGUGGGGUGGGUAAGGGGGGACCCUUGGAUUCAUUUUGGGUUUGUACAGAGAGAAAGGAGAAAGGAAAAAGAGAGAAAGAGCCAAUAAUCAGCAGGUUCCCCAUCUGGCUUGGCAAAGCCAAAGAUUAGUUAAGGGCAGCAGGACCUUGGGAAAUAAYGCCACUGCAUUGUCCUCCCUCUGUUUGUAGGACGUUGCAGUYACACUCGGGCCAGAAAGUCCCCAGCAGAUCCCAGGAACUGAAGACUCCUGAGAUCCCUUUUCCCUCUCACGUUGUUUUUGUGUUAUGUACCAGGAGUUGUCCAUCAGCGUUGGGUCAGGUCCCCCAGCGUGACACUCUCUGGUUUGCGGGGUCCCACGAGCUUUGGGAUCGCAGCCUGGGCUCUGCAAAGGUCCUUUCCCAGCAGACACCAUCCCACCACCGUCCUGGUCACCCUUCACCACUUUAGGAACCGCUGCUGAAAUUCCCAUGUGUGGAAAGGAGACGUUGGGCUUUCCCCUGGAAGAGAAAAAGCAUUAAAUGUGGGGGAGAAAGCCCCAGGAGCUGAGCGUGGGGGAUCACCCAGUGUUCCCACAAAUGACGCCUGGCAUGGGGCAGCUGGGUUUGGAUUCCUUUGCUUGGAUCAGGACCAAAUCCAGGRUUCCCCAUGCCAUUAUUCCGAGGCAGAAACACUCCUUAACCAAGGUGUGGGGAGGUGAAAUAUUCACCAUCUGUUGGGCCAGAGGCUUUAGGGACCACGUUUGGUAGCCAACCCUGGGCCACUGUGUGGAACUAGGGCCACCACAGGGUGCCAGGCUUGGGGGGGCUCYUUCCCAAGGUGGCUUCAUGGGGCUGCAGUGCUGGGGAGGUGCUCCCUGCCCUUUCCAAGUCCUUUUUCCUUAUCCCAAGUCCUUCCCUUGGUCAGGUCAUGGCUUAAGUGGGAGUCCUGGGACAGUCACAGUGGGGGACACUGAUGGGGGCAACCAGCUUCUYAAAUAUUUCAUUCCAGGGUGAAGGAUCACACCAGACGUUGGUGGGGAAGAGCAGGAGGGGUUAAACCAUCCUUAGUAGCCACUGAAGGGUCUGAGAUUAAAAUUCCAGCUAAAAAGGAAGGAAAAUACUGUGAACCAUUAACCCAUCCCUGCCCUUAGCUUUGCUUUAAAACACAAGCUGCCCUGGGAGAUUGGGGGGAAAAGAGGAUUUUAGGGGUGGAGGUGACCCCCAAACCCUGGGAGCCCCUCGGCACCCGAAGCCACCACGCUCCAAGUGGCUGAGCCCUCCCAGCCAGGAUUUGCUCCUGUAUUUUAUGAGUAAUAAAUAACUCAGUUCAGCACUGUUGCAGUUUGGGGGUACAGUGCCCUGCAGGUGUUAUUUGAGGGGUUUGUUUGAGUGAGGGAUGUUCAGAGUGCCAGGGUUUCCUGCAGCCACCRGCAUCCCGCUGAAUCCUGGUCCUUCCCAGGCCUUCCCCCACUCUUUGCCAUCCCCUCCCUCUCAUCCUGCAUCCCUGCAUCCCAUGGGAUGAUGUGGUUCCCAGCUGGAAGGUGUGAAAUAGGAUCCUGCUUUUUUAGGGGGGUGAAAAACAGCAUUUGAGGCUUUAUUUUUGGUAAAAUCCAAUCAGCCAAUGAUAGCAAUAAGAGCUGCUGGAUUCCCCUAAAUCCAGGUAUUUUUGGUUUGGACUUUUUUUUUUUUUUUUUUUU
Malurus melanocephalus (red-backed fairy wren) is the source of this 4861-nucleotide messenger RNA. It is a transcript of the gene FAM168A, whose product is annotated as family with sequence similarity 168 member A. The transcript has 8 exons. Gene Ontology annotation, biological process: positive regulation of base-excision repair. The record is from RefSeq and is a predicted model, not a curated record. NCBI's taxonomy places the organism in Eukaryota, Metazoa, Chordata, Aves, Passeriformes, Maluridae. The coding region runs from base 169 to 909 and encodes 246 amino acids.